AUGAUAACGAUUUUAAGAAAUUUGUGGGUCUCCAGAGAAGCUCGCAAAAAUGAACUGGCCGAAAAACUGGAAGAAGAACAAAAUAAACUUGAUUUGGAAAUUGAUAAGGAAAAUAUCAACCACAAUGCAGAACCAAUAUCCUGUAUGAAACAUAUUAUACAAACAACAAAAACAUCAUCUGUGGAACCAAACGGAAGCACCGAAUGUUUUAAACGUACCGGCAUUAUAACUGCUUUGAAAAGUAAUCAUGGCUCCAUUGAUCAUGCCAUAUUCUUUGAUAUGAAUGUGGCCUUAUCAGUGGCCAAUGAAUUGAAAACUGGUUGUCGCGUUGAGUAUUUGGCUUAUAAACACCAGGAAACCGAUCAUAUAAAAGUGAUUAAGAUUGACCAAGUUAUAGACCAAUAUUGGGAUGAAGAAGCAAUCUCAGAAGAAAAGAUUGAAGCCAAAAUAAAAGAAUUAAAGACCGAGCGACCGACAUUUUUUAAUACACAUCAGCGUAAUAUAUUGGGCUUAAUAUCAGAACGUAAACCUGAUUCUAUAAUAGUCGAUACAGACUAUAAAACUAUGAACAUUCAUUUGGACUCGGUCGAAAUUGAUUUUAUACCUAAGGAGGGUGAUCGUGUGUAUAUCUGUUGUAAUGUUCAAAGUGAUGAACAUUUUGUUGAUCGUAAUGGCGAAAUAUUGGAAGAGGUUAGUGUACAUCCUGCACGCCUAAUGAAAAGUGAGAAAUGCACCGUUAAGCGUUUGUACAAUGAUUGGGGAGUCCUUAACCAAGAUGCCUAUUUUACGUUUGAUGUUUUGCCAGCAGCAUGCAAGUUGAAUUUAGGUGACAUUGUUAGUGCCGAUCUUAUUGAGUGUGAAAGGGGCGAAUAUGUUUGGCGCUGCAUUAAACUAACAGUUUUGGAACAAAUUUACGAAUCUCAAAUCAAUGGCAACACUACACUUCGUUUAGAGCAACGCACGGAGAAUCGUGCCAUAACAGUAAGUCCUGAUAUAAAUUGUGUUUUCAAUAGUUUAAAUCAGGAGGAGAUAAUAGAAUGUACUUGUACCAACAAUUGUGAUCGGACUUUUCGCGGAAACAUAGAGUUUUUCGGUCGUAAGGGUAAGACACAAGUGCAUUUAAUAGAACCUCAGCCGGGCAUUCCCUUCAUUCUGGAACCCAAUGCAAAACGCUCAAUAAAAUUUAAAGUCGAGUCAAAAUAUCUUGGUCAAAGUAAUGAACAAUUUGUUAUACAAUUUGAAAGUUUUCGCAUUAAGCGCAGUAUAUCAAUAAUUGUAUGUGAAACGGAGGCAGAAGCUGAGGCUAUCAAACAAAAUUUGGCUAUUGAAGUGGAUGUAGAACGUAAUGAAAAUACCCCCGUUGUAGGUAGCCGUAAUCAAACAUAUCGUUCGCGACAUUAUGCGAAUCAGAUUUGGUCUAAUCGUGGUGAAGUAGUACCAGGUGUUGGUAUUGCUCCUAAACGCCGUUUUGUUGCUCAACGCAUAGGUUACUUUGAAGUACCGGAACGUUUGCGCAAAAUGUAUUUAACCUGUGAAAAUAAACAUGAAAUGUUGGAUCAUAUUGAACAAAUGUUUCCAAGUAUUCAACAGGAACUUUGUUUAACUAACUAUACAUCUCGUUUUCAAACUUUAAUCUACUUGGAGGAAAUCGAAUGUUUUGUUAAUUUUCGCAAUUAUGACCGUGAACGUGCUCAUUUUACUAGAGAUGGUGAAUAUCUAUCGCUUGCUAUUGAAAAUUUAAGUGAACGACGUCCUUCAUUGGUUUUGGGUGAUGUUGUACGCGCUAUAAAUCCCUGGAGUGAUAGAGAUUCGGAUAAACGUAGUUAUGACGGUGUUAUACACAAGGUUCUAUUCAAUAGAGUUUUACUAAAAUUCAAUGCAGGAUUUCAGCAAAAGUAUAAUGGCGAAGAUUAUCGUUUAGAAUUUUAUUUUUCACGUUUCGGUUUUCGCAAACAACAUUUUGCUGUUGAACGCGUGGUCAGGCAUUUGGGAGAAAAGUUUCUAUUUCCCUCUAAUGUUAGUUUGCGCGAACAGCCACAACUUGAUGUACAGUUGGACGAGGAUAAUAAUAUUAUUUCUCAGGGUACGACUUACAAAUGGUAUAAUGAGUCUUUAAAUCCCAUACAAAAAAUGGCGGUAUUUAAAAUCCUUCGUGGCGAAGUUAAAAAUAUGCCUUAUGUUAUAUUUGGACCACCAGGCACGGGUAAAACUAUUACUCUAGUAGAGACCAUACUGCAGUUGAUUAAACACUUGCCGAGUGCAAGACUUUUGGUGGGAACACCUUCUAACAGUUCAGCCGAUUUAAUAACAUCUCGUUUAAUAGAAAGUGGUGAUCUUUGCCCGGGAGAUUUUAUACGUCUGGUGUCACAAAACCAAAUUGAAAAGGAACUAGUGCCAGAGCAUCUUAUGCCAUAUUGUGCCACUAUUGAUAUAGCAGCAGAUGGUACUUGUAAUGAUUCCAUGAUAGUCACUGAAUCGGGACUUAAACUAAAGUGUCAAAUGAAAUUUUUGGGACGUCAUCGUGUCACCAUUAGCACCUGUUCAACUUUGGGAAAUUUUCUGCAAAUGGAUUUUCCUAGAGGCCAUUUUACACAUGUUUUAAUCGACGAAUCCGGUCAGUGCUCGGAACCUGAAAUAAUGGUAGCUAUUACACAGGUAUCGAAAUAUCGUGGCCAAGUUAUUCUGGCCGGCGAUCCCUUGCAAUUGCAGGCAAUUGUAACAAAUCGUUAUGCUGGCGAAAAAGGUCUGUCCACCUCUUUUCUGGAACGUUUACUUGCCCGUUCGCCUUAUUUAAAGGAUCUUAUACGUUAUCCUAAAACUUGUGGUUUUGAUCCACGUUUGGUUACCAAACUUCUAUACAGUUAUCGUGCACUGCCUUCCAUACUUCAUAUAUACAACAAACUCUUCUAUGAUUCUGAAUUAAUACCAAAUAUAAGCGAAAAUAAUUCUCGUGAAGCUGAAAUGAUCAAUAAAAUAUGUGAUUUAUUGCCUGAAUCGGAAAUUCGUUCGAAAGCACACGGUGUCUUCUUCUAUGGCAUGUUAAGUGAAAAUAUGCAAGAAAAAGAUUCACCGUCAUGGUACAAUCCCCAUGAAGCUAAAAAUGUUUUCCUCAUGACUUUACAACUUUAUCGAAAAAAUAUAAAACCCGAAAGCAUUGGUAUUAUAACACCCUACACGAAACAAGUAAAACAUUUGCGUAACCUUUUCAUUACAGCUGAUAUUGCUAUGCCGAAAAUUGGUUCGGUAGAGGAGUUUCAGGGACAGGAACGUGAUAUAAUAUUAAUUUCCACUGUACGAUCUACACAGAAAUACGUACCAAAUGAUAUACGACAUUCUUUAGGAUUUGUUCAUUGUGCAAAACGUAUUAAUGUGGCAAUAUCUCGUGCUCGUUAUCUUUUAUACAUCUUUGGUAAUCCAUAUUUAUUAGUUUUAGAUCCGUGCUGGCGCACAUUUAUAAAAUAUUGUGUGGACAAUGAUGCGUACUUAGGCUGUGAUUUACCUGUCGAAAUGUACGAAUCGAAAAACUCCACAAACAUGCAGGAUAACGCAAUUGGCGAAAUUUGCAUUCCAAAUCAAAAUAACAAUUUAAUAAUUUGAUAAAAGUAUAUUUUAUUUCUAAAAAACAAAUGGCUUU
Molecule: messenger RNA, 3634 nt
Organism: Lucilia cuprina (Australian sheep blowfly)
Lineage: Eukaryota; Metazoa; Arthropoda; Insecta; Diptera; Calliphoridae
Gene: armi
Product: probable RNA helicase armi
Exons: 7
Coding region: 1-3597 (1198 amino acids)
Molecular function (GO): helicase activity
Source: RefSeq, a predicted model, not a curated record